UAACAUGGUGCGAUUCACACGAUUCACACUGUAAAUUUUGAAUUUCUUCCUAAAAUGUUUGCUUCGUGUCGCUUAUUUACCUUAAAUUCCAAUAUAUUCCUUUUAAGAAGCUUCCGUUCAGUAUACCAAACAACUCGACCUUAUCAACCAAAUUAUGACACGAAUUACCUUCUGAAUCCUGCAAACAUAGAAGAAAUCCUCAAAAAUAUCAAUUGCCGAAAAGGAAUUGGUAACAUCGAGUUGGUGCAUGCGAUAAACGAAGAACUUAAAGCAACACCUGUUGAAAACGCCACAGAACGAACUAACUUGAAACUGAAACUACUAGCAGAAUUGGGAAAAAUUCCUAACAGGACACACCCGGAUGUGUUGAGUUAUGGUGCCAAUCCAAAAGUCGUACAGUACUACAAUGAAAAACCAACGUUUGCCUCCGAGAAAGCAUUUGAGUUUUCUGAAAUCGCGAAAAAAAUGAAUCUUUUGCGAACAGAAAAACUGGGAAAUUUUACUGGUCACAAAUCGUACUACUUGACUGGGGAAUUGGCCGAGCUGGAGCAAGCACUGAUUCAGUAUACUGUGAUAAAACUGUUGACAAACGGGUUCAAACUUAUUACAGUUCCCGAUAUUUUACCGGCUCAAACAAUAGAAAGCUGUGGUAUGAACACUCAUGGCGACCGAAACCAAGUGUACAAGUUAAAUAGCACUCACGACACUCUGUGCCUCUCGGGAACCUCGGAGAUGGCUCUAGCGGGGUAUUUCGCCGGUACUGAGCUGGAAGAAGCAUCGCUGCCUAUUAAACUGACCGCAGUAAGUCGAUGCUUCCGGGCGGAAUCCUCAGGGCUGCACGAAGAGAAGGGAAUUUAUCGUGUUCAUCAAUUCACCAAGGUGGAAAUGUUCUCUGUCUGUCGACCAGAUCAAUCGGAUGCGAUAUUAGAGGAGUUCAAACAUAUUGAAGUCGGUUUGUUCAACGAACUUGGGAUACAUUUCCAACUACUGGAUAUGCCUGCAUGUGAGUUGGGAGCUCCUGCGUAUCGCAAGUAUGACAUCGAAGCCUGGAUGCCUGGUCGGGAGAUGUAUGGAGAAAUAUCGAGCUGCAGUGACUGCACGGAUUAUCAGUCACGAAGACUAGGUAUACUUUAUCGAGCUACGCAGGAUGAUAAGCUCCGGUAUACCCAUACCGUUAACGGUACAGCUUGUGCCAUACCUCGGAUGUUAAUUGCCCUAUUGGAAAACUUUCAAAAUCCCGACAAGACAAUUACAAUUCCCGAACCGCUGCAGCGCUUCAUGCAUGGCAAGAAAACUAUUAGCAGAAAAAAGCUGCUACCUGAAUUGAAAAUAACCAAACGUUUGGAUCAGGAAGAUAUAUGUUGAUUAAAGUCAUUAUAGUUACUAUAGUAAA
Messenger RNA from Malaya genurostris, 1393 nucleotides. RefSeq names its product serine--tRNA ligase, mitochondrial (gene SerRS-m). The coding region runs from base 55 to 1365 and encodes 436 amino acids. Gene Ontology annotation, cellular component: mitochondrion. The transcript has 3 exons. Lineage: Eukaryota; Metazoa; Arthropoda; Insecta; Diptera; Culicidae. The record is from RefSeq and is a predicted model, not a curated record. Gene Ontology annotation, molecular function: serine-tRNA ligase activity; tRNA binding; ATP binding. Gene Ontology annotation, biological process: mitochondrial seryl-tRNA aminoacylation.